CUCGUUGGUCUAGAGCAUUUUAAAACGUCCAGUGCAACCGAUUCGGCGUUCAGUGUGUUUUCGUAUUCAUUACAAGAUACUCAAAUCUGUGUGCAGUUUCGUAUUUAAUACGUUUUAUACAUUUUUUUUCAUUCAACUAGUUCAGGUUUCGUCUUAGCCGCACACGCUGCACAGUCCAUCAUGAAGCCGUCGUUGGCCAUCGUACCGUAUCUGCCGGCGUUGUUGUUGGUCGCAGCAUUAGCCGCCGUACCCGUACGUGCGGGUCAAUCCGUUCACGAUCCUAUCGAAUAUUACAGCGAGCCCAACUAUCAUUUCAAUUACGGCGUGAAGGACUUGCACACGGGCGACCUGAAGAGCCAAUGGGAACACCGGGAGGGCGACGUGGUCAAAGGAUCGUACAGCCUUAUGGAGCCGGACGGUUCCAUACGGACGGUGGACUACACGGCGGACGAUCGCAACGGGUUCAACGCGGUCGUGUCCAAGACGGGCAAGAACGUGCACCCAGCCCCGGCCGCCCAUCAGCCGUACGAGACGCCGUCGCCGUCGCCGAAGCGCAACCAUGUGCUGCACCUGCACCAACAGGCCGCGGCGUACAAGCAGCUGGCCGAGGCGUACAACAGGCAGCCGUACGCCGCCGAGGUGUCCACGUCCGCCGUGCCCGUGCCCGAGUACAGGCCGCUCGUGCAAUCGCCAUCGCCGUCCAAGUACCCGCCGCUGCUGUACCGCAACUUCUACGCCAAGUCCUCGCCGUCGGCCACCGCGGCCGCCGUCAACUACAUGGCGUACCCGGCCAACGACGGCGGGCUCGAUUCCGUCGUGGCCACGGCCACGCCCAAGUACUACGCGGUCGCGAGGCCCGAGUACUACCCGGUGUCUUCCGACUACAACGCCGAAGCGAAGGCCGAAGCCGCGCCCGAGUACUUCUACUACCCGCAGGACGCCGAGUCGCUGUCCCCGUCACCGUCCCCGUCCGCGCCGUCCGCGCCGUCACCGACGCCCGACAUGACCAAAGCCGGUCCUGUCCUGUUCCCGGCCGACAACUCCACGACCACUGAAGCCACCGCCGCCCCGUCCGCAUCGCCCACGCCUAUCGCUUUGCUCAAAUACGAACCCGACAAUAACGGACAACCCUUGUACGCCGACUACAACUAUUACGCGUAAUGCGGAUUCGUUGUUUUUUUUUUUCAGUCUUUCUCUCCGUUCGAAAAAAAUUAAAUAAAAUUAACAACCCCGUAAAUUUUCAA
This is a messenger RNA of Sipha flava (yellow sugarcane aphid), 1244 nucleotides long. Its product is annotated as cuticle protein-like. Gene Ontology annotation, cellular component: extracellular matrix. Lineage: Eukaryota; Metazoa; Arthropoda; Insecta; Hemiptera; Aphididae. The transcript is spliced from 3 exons. Bases 181 to 1161 code for a protein of 326 amino acids. The record is from RefSeq and is a predicted model, not a curated record.